ACUUUUACGUAUACUAGUUGAAUUUUAACCGGAUUGAUUUAUCCUUGAUUAUAAGUAUGAGAAAUGACAGAGAAGACCAGCCACUGGAAUAACAAGCAUUGCAUUUCACCAAGAUGGCUAUGAAAUUGGCUUCAGUCCUCCUGCUGAUGCAACUGAGUGGUCACUUUAGCUCUGGGACUUGUGGAAAGGUGCUGGUGUGGCCCACAGAAUACAGCCACUGGAUGAACAUGAAGACAAUCCUGGAUGAACUUGUCCAGAGGGGACAUGAGGUGACUGUAUUGACACAUUCUGCUUCAAUUCUCGUUGAUCCAAAACAAAAAACCAGUAUUAAAUUUGAAGUUUUUCCUACGUCUGUAACUAAAAGUGAUUUUGAAGAUAUUUUCAUACAACUGAUCGAUAAAUGGAUAUAUGAUCUUCCAAAAGAUACAUUUUGGUCAUAUUUUUCACAAGUACAAGAAAUCAUGUGGAUAUUUUAUGAAAUCAUGAUGAAGAUCUGUAAAGAUGCAGUUUUAAACAAGAAACUUAUGACAAGGCUACAAGAGUCAAAGUUUGAUGUGGUUCUUGCAGAUGCCUUUGGUCCCUGUGGUGAGCUGCUGGCUGAGAUACUUAAAACACCCCUUGUGUACAGUCUCCGCUUCUCUCCUGGCUACCAAUAUGAAAAGUCCGGUGGAGGACUUCUAUUCCCUCCUUCCUAUGUACCUAUAGUUAUGUCAGAAUUAAGUGAUCAAAUGACAUUCAUGGAGAGGGUAAAAAGUAUGAUAUAUGUGCUUUAUUUUGAUUUUUGGUUCCAAACAAUUAAUGUGAAGGAGUGGGAUCAGUUCUACAGUGAAGUACUGGGCAGACCCACUACCUUCUAUGAGACAAUGAAGAAAGCUGAUAUGUGGCUUAUUCGAACCUAUUGGGAUUUGGAAUUUCCUCGCCCACUCUUACCUAAUGUUCAUUUCGUUGGCGGACUCCAUUGCAAACCUGCCAAACCCCUGCCUAAGGAGAUGGAAGACUUUGUCCAGAGCUCUGGAGAAAAUGGUGUUGUGGUGUUUUCUCUGGGGUCGAUGCUCAGUAACAUGACAGAAGAAAGGGCCAAUGUGAUCGCUUCAGCCCUUGCCCAGAUCCCACAAAAGGUUCUAUGGAGAUUUCAUGGCAAGAAACCAGACACCUUGGGACCCAAUACUCGGCUGUACAAGUGGUUGCCCCAGAAUGACCUUCUUGGUCAUCCAAAAACCAAGACUUUCAUAACUCAUGGUGGAACCAAUGGCAUCUAUGAGGCCAUCUACCACGGGGUCCCCAUGGUGGGCAUCCCUUUGUUUGCGGAUCAACCAGACAACAUUGUUCACAUGAAGGCCAAGGGGGCAGCUGUUAGAGUGGACUUCAACACAAUGUCAAGUGCAGAUUUGCUCAGUGCUUUGAGGACAGUCAUUAAUGACCCUGUGUGAGUAUAUUUAUUUUUUUGCUAG
Messenger RNA from Microcebus murinus (gray mouse lemur), 1451 nucleotides. The record is from RefSeq and is a predicted model, not a curated record. NCBI's taxonomy places the organism in Eukaryota, Metazoa, Chordata, Mammalia, Primates, Cheirogaleidae.